UUGAGAAUUUCGACACCAAGUUUUUACAACUUUACUUAAUCAUGUAACUUUUAUGAUGGUCAUUGCAUUAGCGAUCUAGGUCACUUUCUUCUUUGGUGAAUCUAGCUGGUUGGAAUAACAGUUUCGUUUCUUUAAAGCAAUCGAUGAUCUUCAUACAUGAAGAUGCUCCUCCUAGAGGGCCGAAAUUUGCCGAAGGAAUGAAGUACAACAAGAACUUCAUAAUGCCGCUGGUUGAGGCUACCCUUGAAUUAGAGGCUUCACGGAUUUUACCGAAUAUGACCGAAAUUCACCGAUUCUAUCUUUAUACACUAUCACGUGAUAUCCAUGACCACGGGAAUGUCAUUGUUUUACGAGCUUCAGACUCAAACUUUUUCGUACUUGAAAUUUCGUGUAAUCACGAAUAUGACGGUUCACCAAGGAUUUAUUUGACAAUUGAUAGUUUCUUCGGAAAAGAGGAAGAUCUCGUUUUUCGCGGGAGAGUGUGGGAUUCUGGACUUGGACUGGUUUACAGUGCAUUAAAUUUAGUAGACAGACUAAGUUUCUAUUUCCGGUUUAGAAAUAACGCUAUGCGUUUCGUGGAGAAAUAUUUGACUCUAUUAGGAAUCGGUUAUUACAGAUGUAUGCAUGACUUUGAGAGAGUGUUACUCAUGGCAUACGGACUUAGUGCCGCCGAAAUAUUUUUGGAUCUCUAUUUUCGUUCUCCUAGACCCCAGCGACCACAAAGCAGUAUGUACAUGAUGACCCAGGUUAAAACGUUAGAAAAGGCGUUUUUCUAAAUUAUACAAAGAGAAUGAACACAUAAUUAUGGUACAAAUAGUGAAAAUUGCUUGUUGAUAUAUUUGUUUACGAAAGCUGCCAUUUUUGUAAUGUAAAAAUUAUCUUCGAAACUAUGAUUUUUAUCUAUGUUUUCAUUAUUUUUUUAGCAACACUAAAUUAAUGUGUCCGA
Molecule: messenger RNA, 946 nt
Organism: Ruditapes philippinarum (Manila clam)
Lineage: Eukaryota; Metazoa; Mollusca; Bivalvia; Venerida; Veneridae
Exons: 2
Coding region: 144-776 (210 amino acids)
Source: RefSeq, a predicted model, not a curated record